CCACAUGCAGAACGACGCCGGCGAGUUCGUGGACCUGUACAUGCCGCGGAAAUGCUCUGCAAGCAACCGCAUCAUUGGUGCCAAGGACCAUGCGUCCAUCCAGAUGAAUGUGGCCGAGGUUGACAGGGUUACAGGCCGGUUUAAUGGCCAGUUUAAAACCUAUGCUAUCUUAGGGGCCAUUUGCAGGAUGGGUGACUGAGAUGAUUCCACUCUCCGUCAGGCUAAAGCUGAUGGAAUUGUCUCCAAGAACUUUUGA
This is a messenger RNA of Acomys russatus (golden spiny mouse), 256 nucleotides long. Its product is annotated as 40S ribosomal protein S21-like. Lineage: Eukaryota; Metazoa; Chordata; Mammalia; Rodentia; Muridae. The record is from RefSeq and is a predicted model, not a curated record. Gene Ontology annotation, cellular component: cytosolic small ribosomal subunit; ribosome. Gene Ontology annotation, molecular function: structural constituent of ribosome. Gene Ontology annotation, biological process: translation; endonucleolytic cleavage in ITS1 to separate SSU-rRNA from 5.8S rRNA and LSU-rRNA from tricistronic rRNA transcript (SSU-rRNA, 5.8S rRNA, LSU-rRNA); endonucleolytic cleavage to generate mature 3'-end of SSU-rRNA from (SSU-rRNA, 5.8S rRNA, LSU-rRNA).